UCAAAGCAAACAGAGCGGCGCCGCGAACACUGUGGUUUGUUUACUGCACCGUUUGUGCAGGAAAAUUGUUGAAAAACGCUACUUUUGCUGUGAAAAAACGGCAUUUCAUUUGUGAAAUAGUUAAAGCACAAAACAUUCCACAUCGCCACUACCAUGGACCGGCACGAUCAGACGUUGAUGGACAAAUCGAUGCGGUCGGUGUUUGUCGGAAACAUCCCGUACGAAGCAACGGAAGAGAAACUGAAGGAUAUUUUCUGUGAAGUUGGACCCGUUCUAUCGCUAAAAUUGGUAUUCGACCGAGAGAGUGGCAAACCGAAAGGGUACGGAUUCUGCGAAUACAAAGACCAGGAAACGGCCCUCAGCGCCAUGCGCAACCUGAACGGCUACGAGUUCGGUGGACGUGCUCUGCGCGUCGACAACGCCUGUACGGAAAAGUCCCGCAUGGAGAUGGCCGCCCUGCUGCAAGGCCCCCAGGUAGAGAACCCGUACGGCGCCGAGUGCGAUCCGGAAGAAACUCCCGACCUGAUUGCGAAAGCCGUUACCGGCCUGCAGCCGGACCAGAUGUACGAGCUGAUGCGCCAAGCGAAAGCGUGCAUACAGAACGAUCCGCUCGAGGCGCGCAACAUGCUGCUCGAGAAUCCGCAGCUCACGUACGCCCUGCUCCAGUCGGCGGUUGUGAUGCGGAUUGUCGAUUCGCACACCGCCCUGUCCUUCCUGCACGGGCGUAACACGAUGCCACCGGUGCUGACGGACGAUCCACUGAGUGCGGUGCCGACGGUGCGGGAACAGAUACAUCCCGCGUUCGACGGUCCGGACGGUGGCGGACACGAACCGAGACAGUUUCAUCACGACAGUGACGAGCGGCAUCUACUGCGCGACCGUAUGGCACAAGCGGCGGCGGCACCGCCCGUCCCAAUGGACAUGGAUAUGCGUAUGAUGGAUCCGUUUAUGGCGGGCCAUCAGCCCGGCAAUAUCCUACCGGAACCGGUUGCAUUCCCACCGGCCGGUGUCGAGAUACGGCCCCGUCCCGUUGAUCCACGUCUGCACAAAGAUCCAAGGUUGGAGGCUGCGGGCGCACCGUCCGGUCCGAUGGGUGGCAGCAAAGCACAAAUGGCGACCGCCUCAAGCGCACUGGCAGACCAUGCGGCCAAGGCAGCGGCGGCCGAGCCGAAAUCCAAAGCGGGAGCAUCGAACGAUGCCUCGGACCAGGAGAAGGCGGCACUGAUCAUGCAGGUGCUGCAGCUUUCCGACGAGCAGAUUGCACUACUGCCGCAGGAUCAGCGUGCCAGCAUUCUGGUGCUAAAGGAACAGAUUUCACGCAAUGCACCGAAAUAAGCGAGAGGGGAGUAGUAAUAUUAAAAUAAAACUGUUUAAGUGUAUGAAGAA
Anopheles arabiensis is the source of this 1386-nucleotide messenger RNA. Its product is annotated as cleavage stimulation factor subunit 2 tau variant-like. Gene Ontology annotation, molecular function: mRNA binding. Gene Ontology annotation, cellular component: mRNA cleavage and polyadenylation specificity factor complex. The record is from RefSeq and is a predicted model, not a curated record. The transcript is spliced from 3 exons. The coding region runs from base 154 to 1335 and encodes 393 amino acids. NCBI's taxonomy places the organism in Eukaryota, Metazoa, Arthropoda, Insecta, Diptera, Culicidae. Gene Ontology annotation, biological process: mRNA 3'-end processing.